This is a messenger RNA of Oldenlandia corymbosa var. corymbosa, 2459 nucleotides long. Lineage: Eukaryota; Viridiplantae; Streptophyta; Magnoliopsida; Gentianales; Rubiaceae. The record is from the annotation of a GenBank genome assembly.
AUUACACGUUACAAUAUUUUCAUCAAAAAAGCCAUACCUGAUCGGCUUCUUCCCUCCCUUUCCUUCCCUCCUUUCAUCUUUGAUGUUCUUCCCAACUCUUUUUUUUUUUCCAAUCCAUAUCCAACGAUCUAGCUAAUCAUUUGAUUUUCUGGUUUUGUUCUGGUUUGCAUGAUUUUGCAUGCAUUUGUUAGGGGGGGUUACAGGUAUAUAUAUAGGUUAGAAGAAUAACUCAUCAGCAACAAAUGAGCUUUGUUGUUGUUGUUUACUUCUCAGUGGCUGGAAAGAUCAUCAUUCAAGGAGGAGGCUGAGGAGGAGGAGGAGGAGGAGGAAGAGGAGGAGGUUUCUUUUUAAAAAGGAUGGCCGGAGGGCGUUCGGGCAGGGAUCUGAAUGCCACACCAACAUGGGCUGUUGCAUUAGUCUCUGCUGUUAUCAUUCUCAUCUCUAUUAUUCUUGAGAAAGUUCUUCAUGGUAUUGGCCAGACGUUUGAGCGAAAACGGAAAAAAGCUUUGGUUGAUGCUCUGGAGAAGAUUAAAGGAGAGCUUAUGGUUCUGGGAUUUAUUUCCCUGCUUUUGACAUUUGGCCAGAACUACAUUGCCCAGAUUUGCAUACCAGAUCAUGUCGCAAACACUAUGUUACCCUGUCCUUUACCCCCGGCUUUAAGGCAUGGGAAUAAUGCACCUCCUAUGGUUGAGGGUGAGCAUCCUCCUGCAGUUGAAGGCAAGGGUCCUCCCGAGGUUGAGGGGGAACAUUCGCCCACUGGUAAAGGUGAGGCUCCUCCCGCCACUCCUAAGGUUGAGGGAGGUGACCACCCGCCUGGCAAUCCUUCAAAGAUUGAGGGGGAACCUCCUCCAGGUGUUGCCGCUGAACCACACAGAAGGCUCCUAUAUUAUGAGCAUCGGUUUUUAGCAGCGGAUGCAAAAGCAAAAUCGUGCCAAAAGGGGCAUGUACCAGUGAUAUCUAUCAAUGGGUUGCAUCAGCUGCACAUCUUUAUAUUUUUCUUGGCAGUGCUUCACGUUGUUUUCGGUGCCAUUACAAUGAAUCUCGGUAGAUUAAAGAUUCGCGGAUGGAAAGAGUGGGAGCAUGCCGCAGCUCAGGAUGAUGAUUUAUCCAAUGAUCCGACGAGAUUUAGGCUUACUCACGAAACAUCUUUCGUCAGAGGCAACACCAGUUUCUUGGCCAAAACACCCAUCAUGUUCUACCCAAUUUGCUUUUACCGGCAAUUUUUCAGAUCAGUUCGCAAAGCUGACUACUUGACCAUGCGCCAUGGAUUCAUCUCCGUUCAUCUGGCUCCAGGAAGCAAAUUUGACUUCCAAAAAUACAUCAAGAGGUCAUUGGAAGAUGACUUUAAGGUGGUUGUCGGAAUCAGUCCACCAUUAUGGGCAUCUGCAGUGAUCUUUCUACUUCUUAAUGUACAUGGAUGGCAGAUCAUGUUAUGGCUAUCUUUGCUGCCUCUGGUGACCAUCUUAGCAGUUGGUACGAAGCUACAGGCAAUUAUUACGCAGAUGGCUGUGGAAAUCACAGAAAGACAUGCUGUAGUUCAGGGGAUACCUCUGGUUCAAGUCUCAGAUAGACAUUUUUGGUUUGGAAAGCCGGAUUUUAUCCUGCAUCUCCUGCAUCUGACUCUCUUCCAGAAUGCCUUUGAGAUCACGUACUUUGUUUGGAUUACGUAUGAGUAUGGAUUGCAUUCUUGCUUUCACGAGGAUCUCACAGUUUCCGUUUUGCGAUUUGUUAUCGGGUUAGUCGCCCAAGUAGUAUGCAGUUACAUCACCCUUCCCCUUUAUGCUCUAGUUACGCAGAUGGGAUCAAACAUUAAGAAAUCUGUGUUUGAUGACCAAACCAACAAGGCAUUGUCGAAAUGGACAAUGACAGCAAAAAAGAAACGACCUAUGAAGAUAAGUGCGCCUAAAGUUCGGAAGAUGGGAGAUGGAGGGGGCAGCCCUGGCGGAUCAGGAGGUAGUUCUCCUAGGCAAUCUGUAGAAGCACGGGUGGAAAUGACCGGUAUCAGUUCAGGAAAUGCAGCAGCCAACAUCACUGCCAGCAUCGACAUUCCUGAUGAAACUCAUCCUCAUCACAAUCCUGCUGCCGCUCCCAAUAAUAAUCCUUCCUCAAACUCUAGAAAUGUUCAGUUCCCUGACUUGCUGACAGGCCCAUGAUUUGAGUUGCUUCAACCAUAAGAAAUCGUUGACAUAGUGAGUGAAAGAAUUUAAUGGGGGCAUGUUUUAUCUCUUAGACCCCACAUGAGAAAUAGUAGAAACAUAGACCCUCAUUCUUUCAUUGUUAAGGGGUUGCUUAGCUGUUUUGUAAUGUAUAGAUUUGAAUGACCAAAUGUACUCUUACUCAACCCCAUUCAUCUUCUCAUCAGAUGUUGCCGAAUUAUCUAGGGAAAAGUUGUUCAUUAGGAGCAUGAAUCAUCAAGGACUGCAUUUUAUGCAAUGAAGAAAAUUAUUUGCUUUUUUUUU